Glycine soja is the source of this 3952-nucleotide messenger RNA. Its product is annotated as clathrin interactor EPSIN 2-like. Bases 982 to 3543 code for a protein of 853 amino acids. Gene Ontology annotation, molecular function: clathrin binding; phospholipid binding. Gene Ontology annotation, cellular component: endosome; plasma membrane; clathrin vesicle coat. Gene Ontology annotation, biological process: endocytosis. The transcript is spliced from 14 exons. Lineage: Eukaryota; Viridiplantae; Streptophyta; Magnoliopsida; Fabales; Fabaceae. The record is from RefSeq and is a predicted model, not a curated record.
UUGUUUCGUUUCACAGUUACUCCGAAAUUGUAGUGAGAUAAAAUCACCGCAAAGAGUAUUUUCGUUUCUCUCUCUUUCCCUCGUAAUUUUAUUUUUGAGAUAACUCACUGAACAUAAGUCUUUGGAAAUUGCAACCUGGUUGCUGUUACUGCUGCUGCUGGCUGGCUGGCUUCCUCGUAAUAUCAAAUUCUUGUUUUCUCUUUCUCUUUCUCUCUCCCCAUUUUCUCUCUCUACAGUCUACACCCUACACCCAACCCACCUUCAGUUUCUGUUUUCUGCCGACUAGUUUGAUCAGGUUCCGUCUCUUUUCGCCUACCCAGAUCUGGUUUUGCUUCAAUUUAUUCACUUUUUCAUUUCCCGGAUCUAAUUCAUCUCUUUAACUUCCUUAUUCCAUCUCAAUUCUUAGUAUUGCAUGUCAAGCUUCUUCUGGCUCUGAAUUGUUUUCUUCGUUUUCAUGCUUUGUUUCUCGUAUAAUUUGUUCCCUGCUUCUUCUUUUCGAUCAAUCUUCAUAAAGAUUUUAUCUUUUAUCGUUUCUUGCAAUUAUUCAUUAGCUUGGGAUUCACGUUUUGUUAUGGUGCCCCUCUUAAGUCUUAAUUCUUCAAUGUACAAUUUCGGAUUGUCUGAACUUUGAUUGCUAUGAGAAACGAUGGGGUGAAUUUCAUGAGAUAUGUGUCACCGUAUAACAUUGGUAUCUGGCAGUUCAUUUGCAUUUUUUGAGAGUUUGAAUUGAUCUCAGAAAGUUCAUGCAAGACUUAUUUUCAGAUUGUGAUGUUGGUUCUUUCUCCGUGAUAGAAUUUUGCAUUUAACUCUAGUUCAGUUUUAAUGUUGCUCCCAAGAAGUGAAGACAUAAAUUUGUUCAAUAUACACAUUUAAUGCUCAUUUGUCCAAUUGUUUCAUCAUACAAUGUGAAGAUAUUGAUAUUGUUUCUUCUUUGAUGAAUAGUCUACGGUUCCGGCACGCUAGUACUGAAAACUAGCUACAAUGAAGAAGGCCAUUGGUCAAACUGUUAGGGAACUUAAAAGAGAAGUAAAUAAGAAAGUAUUGAAAGUUCCUGGAAUAGAACAGAAGGUUCUUGAUGCUACCAACAAUGAAGCGUGGGGUCCUCAUGGAUCACUUCUUGCGGAUAUUGCACAGGCAUCCAGAAAUUUUCAUGAAUACCAAAUGAUCAUGGCAGUAAUCUGGAAGCGGAUUAAUGACACAGGCAAGAAUUGGCGGCAUGUCUACAAGGCUUUGACGGUAUUAGAAUACUUGGUGGCUAAUGGGUCAGAGCGUGUCAUAGAGGAAAUUAGAGAGCACGCCCACCAAAUAUCGACAUUGUCCAAUUUUCAAUAUAUUGAUUCCAGUGGAAGAGACCAGGGAAACAACGUCAGGAGGAAAUCACAGAGUCUCGUUCUCCUUGUGAAUGAUAAAGAAAGAAUCACGGAGGUUAGACAGAAGGCUUCUACUAACAGAGACAAGUUUCGCAGCAAUUCAACUGGUGGAAUGUACAGGCCUGGUUCAUUUUCAAGCAGUGGAUCUUAUGGUGAUAGAUAUGAAGAUGAUCGUUAUGGAAGCAUGGAGGAAGAUAGAAGUGGUUAUGGCUAUGGCAGAGAAAAAGAAUGGGGCUAUAGAGACGAUGAUCGUUAUGGCAGAGAUGGUUACAGGGACGAUGAGUACCGUAGAAGAAGUGUUGACGAUGACCAAUAUGGCUCAAGAAGCAGGAGAUCUUUUAGAGAUCGUGAUCAUAAUUUUGAUGAUGAUGGUCAGCAUUCAUCUCGAGGUAGCAGUGCUAAAGCUGAAGACCAUUCACUGGAAGGAAGGUUAGAGCGGAAACUUUCUGAGCAAAAUGUGAGUGCUCCUCCCAGUUAUGAAGAAACUGUUUCUCAAAGCCCUUUACACUAUGAAAGGGAUGGGGGAAUUUCAGCUGCUUCUGCCCCAAAAGGCUCUUCUCCUGUAAGUGAUAACCCACGCCAAACCUCUGCUCCUACAGGAUCUUCUCUUUUAAGCGAUAAUCCAACAGAAGCAACUGCUGCUGCCAGUACUGCUACAUCUGGAAACCGUGAAGUUAAGGCUUUUGAUGAAUUUGAUCCUCGUGGUCCUCCUGUAUCAGCUGCCCCAGCUCCUGCUAAUAAUGUUGAAAUGGACUUGUUUGGCUCCCUAUCAGAGUCAUUCUCUUCAAAUGCAUUGGCUCUUGUGCCUUCUACAUCAAAAAUCACCACCUCUCAAGGAAAUGCAAACCUUGAUUCAACAGCAUCAUUUGCACUGCCACCAUCUGCAUCCAGUAAUUUCAACCUGGUGUUUGAAGACCCAUUUGGUGAUUCACCAUUUAAGGCCAGUCCUUCCACUGAAACUGCUCGAUCUCAUCCCCGGACUCCUCAGGGUCUUGCACCAUCCCAGUCAAGUGGUCCUAAUACAGAAUUGGUCUCCAACUUUGGGUUUGGCGUCUCAUUUUCUGCUCCUGGUGCCAGUUACACUCAGCAUUUGUCUUUGAACUCUCAGUUUUUGUCCAUGCCACCACCAUCACAGGAAACAGAUAUUCUUGCAGAAAUUCUUCCCCAUGCACCAUUACCUGGGACAACCUCAGAGCAGAACUUUCCAGCUCCUCCUGAUGCUCAAUCCUCAUCCUCCUUUUCAGCUUCAUCAGGGCAAAUGGCACCACAGUCUUUUUUUCCACAGUCUGGCCAACACAUGCAGCAAGAUUUCUCAGCCGUAACCAGUCAACCUGCAGCACAAGCCGUUUCAGCUCCUGGUGGCCAACCGCUACAACCCCCAUCAUCAGUUCCCACUAGUCAACAUGCACAGCAACCCUUUCCAUCUCAGGCUGAUCAACCUGCACAGUCAGGUAGUCAUAUAUAUGGUGGAUUCCCUUCCCUGGCUGCUGGUUCUCCGACUCAAGAAGCUUCUUCAGGCAUGUUCCCUCAAUCUCACGGUGGACAUAUGAACCAAGGAUCUAUGGCACUUGUUCCUUCACACACAGCUCCCCAAGCUUCAACAGGACUGAGUGCAAACUAUUUGUCUUCUCAAUCCCCCAUUGCCAUUGAUCAAGCAUCACAGUUUAACAGUGGGAGCUUGUUGGGACAGUCAUUUAACCAUCAACCACUUGGUCAAGGAGUACAUGCUUCACAGAGUGCUGUUUCUCAACCGCCCAAGGACAAGUUUGAGACAAAAUCGACAGUUUGGGCAGAUACACUAAGCAGGGGGUUGGUUAAUUUGAAUAUAUCAGGACCUAAAUUAAACCCUUUAGCAUAUAUUGGAGUUGACUUUGAUGCCAUUAAUAGGAGGGAAAAGAGGAUGGAGAAGCCCACCACGACAACGGUAACGUCAACUGUAACCAUGGGUAAAGCUAUGGGAUCUGGUUCCGGUAUGGGCCGGGCUGGCGUGGGUGCUCUCAGACCUCCAUCAAACCCGAUGAUGGGUAUGGGCAUGGGAAGCUAUGGAGGCGUGAACGCACCUAUGGGUAUGGGGCAGAUGCCACCACCACCUAGUCGAUUUCCUCCUGGAAAUUAUAACUCCAUGAUGGGAAGAAGUGGUUAUCCUCAACAUCCUUAUGGGGGCUACCGAUGAGAUUGACCAUUAUACCUAAUACCUAGAUAGCAAUGUCAAACUGUAUACGAUUGAUCACUAUACGUAGAUAGCAAUGUUAAAGUGUAUGAGAUGGAGCACUAUACCUAGAUAAGAUCAUAGCAAGUGUUUUGUUAAGAGUUUCGAGAAACGGCACCCCAAUACCUCUGGUCUACAUCUUGCACAAUACAUGUAAUUCUCUGUAAAGUAUGUGUGCUUAUUCUUGUUUUUUGUACUAUGCUUUCCAUUCAUUUUUAUAGGUGUUUUGUUGUGCACCAGGGACCCCAUCAAAUAACCUUACUUGGGUUAUUGGUGUUUAUUUUUUAAUUAAUACCCCCAACGCCAACCAGAGUUGUAUUCAUUUCCGUUGUGCUUUUUUUACAUCAAUGUUUACAUGAGAUAAUAAUGCUGG